AGGUGCAUAUAAGCGCCACGGGCUGCCAGGCAGGUCUGUCCUCACGAGUGGCAAUGGCUCUGCUGUGGGUGUUGAGCUGCCUGGCGCUGGCGGGCUUUGCCCGUGCCGCCCUCCCUGAGAACUGCGGCGUGCCCGCCAUCACACCCGUCAUCCGCGGCUACAACCGCAUUGUCAACGGGGAGGCGGCGGUGGCAGGGUCCUGGCCAUGGCAGGUGUCGCUCCAGCGCUACAACGGCUUCCACUUCUGCGGCGGCUCCCUGAUCAGCGAGAACUGGGUGGUCACCGCUGCCCACUGCGGCGUCAGGAAAACCGACACCGUGGUGGUGGGCGCCUACGACCAGGACGCACCCGGCCCUGAUCAGCAGGAGCUGAAAAUCGAGAAGGUCUUCAAGAACCCCAAGUUCAACAUGCUGACCAUCCACGACGACAUCACCCUGAUCAAACUGGCCACUCCGGCGCAGCUGUCGGACCGCGUGUCCCCCGUCUGCCUGCCCAAGGCCACUGACGAAUUCCCGGGGGGAAUGACCUGCGUCACCACUGGCUGGGGGCUCACUGACUCCAGCGCCUCGCACACGCCGGCGGUGCUGCAGCAGGUGGCUCUGCCCUUGCUCACCAACGCCCAGUGCAAGGAGUUCUGGGGCUUCCGCAUCCGCGACGUGAUGGUCUGUGCCGGCGCCGACGGAGCCUCUUCCUGCAUGGGCGACUCCGGGGGCCCGCUGGUGUGCCAGAAGGACGGCGCCUGGAACCUGGUGGGCAUCGUCUCCUGGGGCAGCAGCACCUGCGACACCAAGACGCCCGGCGUGUACGCCCGCGUCACCAAGCUUCGCGACUGGAUCGACUCCAUCCUGGAGGCCAACUGAGGCCCGCAAUAAACGCUGCCACCCCCUGAG
Molecule: messenger RNA, 890 nt
Organism: Motacilla alba alba
Lineage: Eukaryota; Metazoa; Chordata; Aves; Passeriformes; Motacillidae
Product: chymotrypsinogen 2-like
Exons: 7
Coding region: 54-860 (268 amino acids)
Biological process (GO): proteolysis
Molecular function (GO): serine-type endopeptidase activity
Source: RefSeq, a predicted model, not a curated record